AGGCGGCGCGCACGCGCAAGGGAACAUGGCGGCGGCGGAGCCCUCGGUGGCCGCGCUGGCUGGCGGCGGCGGUGUGGGCGCGGGGGCGCCGUCGGGCGGCGUGCCGGUGCUCUUCUGCUUCUCGGUGUUCGCGCGGCCCGCGUCGGUGCCCCACGGCGCGGGCUACGACGUGCUCAUCCAGAAGUUCCUGAGCCUGUACGGCGAUCAGCUCGACAUGCACCGCAAAUUCGUCGUGCAGCUCUUCGCCGAGGAGUGGGGCCAGUACGUGGACCUGCCCAAAGGCUUCGCUGUGAGCGAGCGCUGCAAGCUGCGCCUGGUGCCGCUGCAGAUCCAGCUUACGACCCUGGGAAAUCUCACACCUCCGAGCACUGUGUUUUUCUGCUGUGACAUGCAGGAACGAUUCCGUCCAGCCAUCAAGUACUUUGGAGACAUCAUUAGUGUGGGACAGAGACUGUUGCAAGGAGCUCGGAUAUUAGGGAUUCCAGUUAUCAUAACAGAACAAUACCCCAAAGGACUUGGCAGCACCGUUCAAGAAAUUGACUUAACAGGUGUAAAACUGGUUCUUCCAAAGACCAAGUUUUCUAUGGUGUUACCUGAAGUCGAAGCGGCGUUAGCUGAGAUUCCUGGCGUCCGGAGUGUUGUGUUGUUUGGAGUAGAAACGCACGUAUGUAUCCAGCAGACUGCCCUGGAGCUGGUCGGCCGAGGCAUUGAGGUCCACAUCGUGGCUGACGCCACCUCCUCGAGAAGCAUGAUGGACAGGAUGUUUGCUCUUGAGCGUCUUGCUCGAACUGGGAUCAUCGUGACCACUAGCGAGGCUGUCCUCCUACAGCUGGUAGCUGACAAAGACCACCCGAAGUUCAAGGAAAUCCAGAACCUCAUCAAGGCGAGUGCCCCGGAGUCUGGUCUGCUUUCCAAAGUAUAGGAGGCGUGAAGGAUUGGGAUCCUCCUUCCCUCCAGGCGGCGGGACUGCAAGCCAGACAAGCCCUCGUCUCUACUAGAACCAAUAUGUUAAGUCAACAGCAGCUCCUUCUUUGCAGCUCUUAGUAACACUUAACUGUCUAGACCAUUGGGUACAAGUGUUUAGUCACAAGUGUUUCGUUACGAUGCUGAGGCUUCAGGUGCUGCUUCUCUUCUGUGUUUCCUAAUGAGCUUUUAGUUACUAAGACAAAUUACCAUGGAGGUGCCUGUCUUGUCUACACUGUAUACCCUGACCAUAUCUUUCCAAAGUGCAUCCUCUGGUGACGUUUUUCUUAAAUUGUGCACUUUAAUGG
Molecule: messenger RNA, 1271 nt
Organism: Arvicanthis niloticus (Nile rat)
Lineage: Eukaryota; Metazoa; Chordata; Mammalia; Rodentia; Muridae
Product: isochorismatase domain-containing protein 1
Source: RefSeq, a predicted model, not a curated record